AUGCUACCAAGAAGGGCAUUGUAUGGGACUUAUAAGUCCACACUUUCAUUUUGCAAUGCUAUUAAACCUUAUUCCCAAUCAUCUGACGAUGUACUGUCGAGAAUUAAAAUGGAACCUAUUAAAAGGGUAAAUGAAUCUAUCGACACCAUGAGAUCAAGACUCAUUUACCAGUCACGCAAAAGAGGUAUCCUUGAAACAGAUUUACUGUUAAGCGGGUUUGCUGCUAAGAACUUGAAGAAUAUGGGGAUGGAUCAACUGAAGGAAUACGACGCUUUCUUGAACGAGCUAGAUUGGGAUAUUUACUACUGGAUCACACAAAUUCACAAUAAAGAAGUACCAGAAAGAUGGAAGAAUUCAGAAAUCUUGCAGAAGCUAAGAGAUUUUUGUAAAAAUGAAGAGAAAAAGAUAUUAAGAAUGCCUAACCUCGAAAAUUUUUAA
Molecule: messenger RNA, 438 nt
Organism: Kazachstania africana CBS 2517
Lineage: Eukaryota; Fungi; Ascomycota; Saccharomycetes; Saccharomycetales; Saccharomycetaceae
Gene: SDH5
Product: succinate dehydrogenase assembly factor SDH5
Exons: 1
Coding region: 1-438 (145 amino acids)
Biological process (GO): mitochondrial respiratory chain complex II assembly; tricarboxylic acid cycle; mitochondrial electron transport, succinate to ubiquinone
Cellular component (GO): mitochondrion
Source: RefSeq, a predicted model, not a curated record